Hyaena hyaena (striped hyena) is the source of this 3986-nucleotide messenger RNA. It is a transcript of the gene MAP7, whose product is annotated as microtubule associated protein 7. The transcript has 18 exons. Bases 183 to 2471 code for a protein of 762 amino acids. The record is from RefSeq and is a predicted model, not a curated record. Gene Ontology annotation, cellular component: microtubule cytoskeleton. Lineage: Eukaryota; Metazoa; Chordata; Mammalia; Carnivora; Hyaenidae. Gene Ontology annotation, biological process: microtubule cytoskeleton organization.
GGCCUCAGUUGCCAAGUGGCUGGUAGUAUCUGUCAGCUGUUUGCACACUGUUUACCCAUAGGGGAUCUAUUACAAGUGCUCAAAUGAACCGGCAGCUUAGAAACUAGCAGCUUCCUGGGAGCUGCAAUUACAUAAGCAUAUAUUUUUAAUAUAAUAAUAAUUAAAAAACAAGUAGCCGCGGUAUGCCUGGAUCAGCUACAGCUAUCCGACAAGAGAGACUGAAGAAGACCAGUGCAAGGCCAAUUCCCCUUGGUUUAUUCACCAUUAAUGAGGAAGAUGAACAGCAAAAGAAUGGAAAUUCCCGAAGACCUAAAGCGCCUGACAGCUACAAAGUGCAUGAUAAGAAAACCACGUCCAACCGGCCCUCUGCUAUUUCAGGACAAAAUAGCAACUACUCCGGAAAUAAACCAGACCCUCCUCCCGUGUUGCGGGUUGACGACCGACAGCGACUGGCCCGGGAGCGGCGUGAGGAGCGGGACAAGCAGCUAGCUGCGAGAGAAAUCAUCUGGUUAGAAAGGGAAGAGCGAGCCCGGCAGCACUAUGAAAAGCACCUCGAAGAGCGGAAGAAGAAGCUGGAGGAGCAGAGGCUGAAGGAGGAGCGGAGGAGAGCUGCCGUGGAGGAAAAGCGGAGGCAGAGGCUGGAGGAAGACAAAGAACGCCAUGAAGCUGUUGUACGGCGUACAAUGGAGAGGAGCCAGAAGCCAAAACAGAAGCAUAACCGCUGGUCGUGGGGAGGCUCUCUGCAUGGGAGUCCCAGCAUCCACAGUGCAGAUCCAGACAGGAGGUCAGUUUCCACCAUGAAUCUUUCGAAACAUGUUGAUCCCGUCAUUAGCAAGCGGCUCUCCUCUUCAUCUGCAACUUUACUAAAUUCUCCAGAUAGAGCUCGCCGCCUGCAGCUCAGCCCCUGGGAGAGCAGCGUUGUUAACAGACUGCUGACGCCCACACAUGCGUUCCUGGCCAGAAGCAAAAGUGCGGCUGCCUUGUCUGGAGAUCCAGCGUCUUGCAGCCCCAUCAACAUCAUGCCCUACAAAGCCGCACACUCUAGAAAUCUGACGGAUCGACCCAAAUUCUUGGUAACCCCACCGGAGGGCUCCGCGCGGAGGAGGACUGUUCAUGGCACAGCGGGCUAUAAAAGAGACAGGGAGAGAGAAAACCUCCCGUUCCAACCCACAUGUGGCAUUCGGAGGGCUCUAUCUCCAUCUCAUCCCAAAGCGAGAUCACCAGCUCCCUCCCGACUUUGGCUUCCAUCCAAGUCCUUUCCUCAUCUGCCUGGCACCCCCAGACCAGCCUCCUCCUUGCCUCCCGGAUCAGUCAAAGCUGCCCCUGCCCAGGUCCGGCCCCUGUCCCCUGGCAACAUCCGCCCUGUCAAGAGAGAGGUCAGAGUGGACCCUGAGAGAAAAGACCCUGAGAAGGAACCCCAGAAAGUUGCCAGUGAGCCAUCACUUAAGGGCAGAGCACCUCUAGUGAAGGUGGAAGAAGCCACAGUUGAAGAGGGGACACCUGUCGAACCAGAGGCUCCCGCUGCUUCAGCGCCAGCGCCAGCGCCAGCCGCGGCCCCCGCUCCAGCGCCGGUCCCAGCCCCAGCCUCAGCCUCGCCAUCCGCUGUGACUGCUAGCGCUUCUCCUAAGACCUCUGCGGGCACCACCGACCCGGAAGAGGCCACCAGGCUGCUAGCUGAGAAGAGGCGGCUGGCCCGAGAGCAGAGAGAGAAGGAAGAAAGGGAGAAGAGAGAGAGGGAAGAGCUGGAAAGACAAAAGCGAGAGGAGCUGGCGCAGAAGGUGGCGGAGGAGCGGGCGCGGCGCGAGGAGGAGGCCCGCCGGCUGGAGGCUGAGCAGGCCCUGCAGCGGGAAGAGCAGCUGCGCCUGCAGGCGGAGGAGGAGCGGGAGCGGCGCGAGCGCGAGGGCGAGGAGCGUGCGCAGAAGCAGAAGGAAGAAGAGGCUCGAGUUCGUGAGGAAGCAGAGAGGGUUCGGCAGGAGCGGGAGAAGCACUUCCAGAGAGAAGAGCAGGAGCGCCUGGAAAGAAAGAAGCGACUUGAGGAGAUUAUGAAAAGAACGAGAAGAACAGAAGCUACAGAUAAGAAAACUGUUGAUCAGAGAAAUGGAGAUAUAACCAAGGGAGCUCUCACUGGAGAAACAGUGGUAUCUGCACUUCCGUGUAUGACAAACUCUCCAGGAAAUGGAGAACCAGUGGCCAGCCCACAUGCGGUUACCUCACACCAAUCAAAAGUGACUGUGGAGAGUACUCCCAAUUUGGAAAAACAACCAAGUGAAAAUGGAGUAUCUGUUCAGAAUGAAAAUUUUGAGGAAAUUAUAAAUUUACCCAUUGGAUCUAAAUCAUCCAGAUUAGAUGUCGCCAACGAGAGCCCAGAAAUUCCUUUGAAUCCAAUUUUGGCCUUUGAUGAUGAAGGGACACUUGGGCCCCUGCCUCAGGUAGAUGGUGUUCAAACACAACAGACAGCAGAAGUUAUAUGAGCAUUUCUUCUGAAGAACCAAAGCAGAAAUUUAGUAAGAAUUUCUACAAUUAACAGAAUUCCUUCCAUGCUAUAAAGGAGCAUCCCCAUCCUCCAGUUUUCUAAAGAUUUCUUGACCAUCCUUUUGAAAAGACUUUAUUAAAGCCAGCUAAAGACAACAGACUGGAUAGCUUUUCUAAUAAUUUUCGCCAAUAGAGAAAAAGAAAUUUUCUUUAUCCUUCAGUACUUUAAAAAGGCUUUUUCCAACGUGCUCCUUCUUAGCAAAUCAAUAUUCUUCUGCAUUCUCUAAAAGACAAGAACAUUUGGCUAUUAAAAAAAAAAUGGGCUGACUAGGCAUGAUUUUUCACGUAAAUAUUUUGGUCUUUAAAAGCUAAUGUAAAAUUGGCACAAAAAAUUUUACCUUUUACGAUAUAAUACUUGAAAAAUAAGUACCUCUUUGCUCUACAAGUAGAAUAGGAGAGGUGUUUAAAUUAAGCCUGUUUAAAUAUUACUGCAAAGAGUUCUAUUUGUAGAAGCAACUAUAGGCAGAUUACCAGGUUCUUGUAAAUGCAGUUUGUACAUGGACUUUCUGCAGACCCAGCUGUCACAUUCUUGCAUCUCCUUUUGCAAAAACAUACUAAAUGGUUUUAAAAUGUGAAAAAAACACAUUAUUUUUUCAGAACAAGAAAAUAUACUGCCCUCUUAAAUAAUGUAUUUAUAAAGUUUUUCAAGAUAAACUAAUCAAAUAAAUUAGAACAACAUGACACCAUUGCAAACUUUGAUUUAUUAGAUACAUUCCUUAUGUUACCAUGGAGAGAAUGUUAGCAACGAUUCAGGGCUAUUUCUGAUGUCUGUAUAUUGCUGCUGUUCCCAGUGAUGAUGGGACUUACCUUUGCCUUACCUAAUCACAAAUUAUGUUGGGGGGGAUAAAGAUUAAAUAUUUCUUUAAAUAAAAAAAAGAAUUUGGUAUUGCUCGUUUAAGAGCAAUGAAAACAUGAUGGAACGUUGACUGUGUUUGGCAUACACAGAGCACUGUGCAGGACACCUGCACAAAUGUCCUCAUUCUCUGUGGGACCCGUCAGCUGUGACUUGUCACUCUUCCUCAAUUUUGCUGCUGAGCUUAGCCGUAAAAAGCUGUACUCUCAUUUUCUAAUAUAAAUUCAAUUUUAUUUUGCCAUUUUUAGAAACUAAUAACAAAAUAUUGGAGAGGGGACUCUGAGGGAACACAUUUUUUUUCUUUAUGGCGUGUUUCAAAAGGUAAACUCCUGGCACUAUAAGAUGCUGGCUUUCUUAAAAGAGGAAUUGGUUAAUCUAUAUGGAAUGAGAAACUAUUCAUUUAUUGAACGAUAUCCUUAAAAUCCAAGCUAUAGUAACAGCUGUAAUUUGUGAAAACAUUAAUUUGGGGGUUUUCCCUGUUCUCAGUUGUCCUUGUACACAUAGUCAUAUUAAAAAAAAAAAAAAUCUGUUCAACAGAGUUGUUUUAUUUGUUUAAGUCAGCCUAGCAUGAAACACCAAAUAAAAUGUGUUUGACAUAGUU